Diatraea saccharalis (sugarcane borer) is the source of this 4542-nucleotide messenger RNA. Lineage: Eukaryota; Metazoa; Arthropoda; Insecta; Lepidoptera; Crambidae. The record is from the annotation of a GenBank genome assembly.
AGUGUCAUAAUUUUUGCCAGAUGAGUGUUGUUUAUUUUAUUUGCGAAAGGUUUAUUUUUAUAUUUUUGAAAAAGUAGUAGAUAAUCAAUUGUGAUAAUUGUUUUUGUGAGUACUCUGUACUUAGUGCUCAAUAGUUUGUGCUUAGUGUUAGCUGUUUAAUUGGAUUUAGUGUAAAAUUGACAACAAAAAUUUACUUCGUUCCUGUUGACCCGUCUCAUCUGUGAUUUGAAACGAUUAUGCGGAUGUGAAGGAUUCCUGUCUUCAGGCUUAAAUGAAUUUAUCACUGCCAACUAUUCCGACCUGUGGGUGCUUAAUGUCGCCAUGCUAGACCACAUUCAUAUUAAUUAUAAGAAAAACGCUGGGUUCUGUAGACAAACUGAAAGGUGUCAGCGUACGUGACGUCAACGGGACAGCAGGGCUGGCGAAAUGAACCUUUCCCAGGAUGAGGCCCGGGCGGCCCGGAUACAAAAAUAUAAAGAAGAGCGAAGAAAACAACUUACAGCAAGAACGGCAACAUUAUUUUCUGCCAAUGUUACUGAAAGGCGUACCAGAAAAGCAGCUGGACGAGCGCAAUCGGAUGAUACCGGUGAUCAUCUCAAGUCAUCGUCAGAGCUAAAUCUCAAUGCAGUUAUUAACCCAAUGCCUAUAAGAACAACUCGUACGUCACGACUCAGGGCUGCUGCAAAUCAUUCUGACACAUCCCCGUCCCCUAGAAAAUCAAACAGAAGUUCUUCAGUACAAUCAUUGUUAGACGAUGCUAAAAAAACACCUAAAUGUUCCAAAAUAAUAGAAAGGGAUAAACAAAGAUCGGUCUUGCAUAAGAGACAAAGCAGUGAGAACGUCAAUUUGAAAAGUCCGUCUGGAACGUACAAUUCUGAUAAAGAAAAUGGUGCUAUUAAAACGAAAACUAAACAUUCCACUACUAAAAUAAUCUUAGAAAAAGACACAAGUAAUUUUUUAGAAAAUAGUGAUAAUGCAAAAAUUGUUAUUGAUAAAACCGUUUCUAAAUUAGAAGAAAAAAAGAAGAAGAAUUCGUUGAUUCAAAACGAAUUACUGAACUCUAAUUGUGAAGAAAAUGUUCCUUUAUGUUUAGAAGAAGAGAAAAUUUUUAACGAUAUAUUAGCCGAUUAUUCCGACACUUUAGAAAAGAAGAAAAUAGAAGAUUUAUUUGACAAUCUCGUAGUCGAUGACGAGAACGUCCAAUGUAAACUGGAAAUCGAAGAUAUCAACGAUGUUAAUAUUAUGAAUGGAAACGUGGGUCUCAAAAAUAGUCUCAAAAGUAACAUUCCGAUGCGAGAAUCUAUUGUAGAAAUGAAUAAUGCUGUUAAUAGUGUGAAGUUAGAAGAUAGUGAUUUAGUGCCAAAAGUGAAAGAAGAUGUAGGGUCAUUGCUUGGAGCCGUGUGUGUUCGUAAAGUAGAGAGAUUUAGUGAGUUGCUAAGUAAUUUAUGUUCGCCUUGUGAAGCUGACGUUUUGUUCGAGGACAUUUUGGUUGAGAACGGCAUUGAUGGAGAUGGGAAUUUGCGUAAUGCGCCGCCGGAAUGCACGCCACCGUGUAGGCGUGCGCCACCAUCCUCGCGCACAACCAGCACACCGAUGCAUACGCAAACCAAAAACUCCAACAUCGUCACGCCUUCAGCCGGAACUGUCGCGAAAACAAGAAGCCGUCGUCCGUUUGAAUCACCACAUUCAAAGACUGAAAACUCAUUGGCGUCUUCCAGAGUAUCUCCUAAAUAUGCUUUCAAUCAAUCACUCGGUAAUAAUUCGUCUCCUACGAAAUCUCAAAAGUCAAAUGUGGUUAGUCUAAGCAAGCCCAAUGAGAGGCGACGCAGUUCGGAGACAGGCACAAAACCCAGUUGUAUACCUUUAUCUAAAAAAUCUGCUGAUAAAAAACGCACCUCUUUAUCACCUUUAAAGCAAGAAUCGGCAAAAGAUACAGUUUCUAAAUCAAAAUUAGAAACUUCUAGAUCAAAUUGUCCCAUAAAACCGCCUGAGCAACUGAAGAAAGAUUCUGAAAAUAACCGUGACGAUAAAAAAAAUAAAAGUCAUAAGGAGAGUGAAAGUGUGAGCGAAAAAUAUCAUAAUACAAAGAAAAGACUGACUAGUUUAGAAAAUAAUUCAUCUAAAAAUUCGAACGGCCACAGUUCUAAAAAUGUACUGAAAUAUAAUACGGAAUUGAAUAGUAAAUCCAAUGCUAUAUCUAGUGAUUUAGAGGAUAAUAAGGCGACCAAAAUGUUAUCCACACUCCCUGAAACCGUUCGACCACAUACUAGUAAUUCCAGACUUUCACAGGAAAUGGAUAGUUUGGCUGCAUUAACUAAACAGACAUUAGAUAGGGUUAACAAAUUGUCGAAUAACUUAAAUAUUAAUAAGUUAACUUUAGACUCUCCUGAACAACCUUUAGAUUCUUUAUACAGAUCGGCUUCAGAACAGAAAGAGAGUAAUCAUAAUAUCAAUUAUGGUUCAAAACAGGAUAAACCUGUUACAAAUAGAGGAGUCACUGAACGACUGAGAGAUAUAGAUACGGCAGCACAGAGACUUAUCGACUUUGAAAAACAAAGUGCAAUGUUUUCUGAUCUCAACGAUAUCUCUAGUCAAAACCGUCGACUUGAUGCAUCGUCGAUGUCUUGUCAUACGCCUGUGUCUAUUUUAAAACGAAAGUCAGUGCACGAAGAUAACGUUUUAUCUAAUGCUUCUAAUCAUGCUAUUGCCUCUCCACCAGUAACGUUUUCUCCUAGUGUUAUUGAACCACGAAGUUGUCGUUCUGAUAGACAACGCCAAGGGAUAUUGAAAAAACGCCGUAGUCUAGAUGAAUCACAAGUUGCCAGAAGAAGAUCCUGUAGUCCAGAAGUUUCCUUUGCAGAUGAUGGAUCUAUUGACUCAAAUAAACCUAUCUUGAAAAAUAGAAGAUCAUCUCUGGAAGAUGUCAUUCGAAAUAGAUCACCAGAUGGACAAAUUCAAGGCAUACUUAAGAGAAAAAUGAGUAGAGAAGAAGAUUACACAAAUGAAGACAUAUCUAAUGGUUCACCAGAACCUCAUAGUAUUCUCAAACGUAAAUCAAACUCCAGCUCUAGUAGUAGCACAACUUCAUCACAUGUUUCAAUUGCUCAAGCUGUACUUUUAGCAGCCGCAGGCGGUGCCGAAAUUGUAGAUGAUGAUAAGGACAUUGUGAGACCAAUAUUGAAGAAAAAGAGUUUCUCGGAAGAACGACCUUGUCUUGACAUAAUGCCGUCAGAUACACCAAAACCUAUACUGAAGAAAAAAUCUACAGAUCACGAUGACCACGACUUCGAUUUACCAAAAAAACCGAUUCUAAAAUCGUCAAAAAAAUUAUCCGGUGAUGAAGGGCAUGCUUCUAGUUUCGAUUUGAGCGAAGACGACAGAAGUUCACGAAGGCCUUCACUUCUCAGAUCGCGGACAUCGGACCAUUCUGGUUCAGAAUGUGAAGCUGCUGUUAAGCCUAUUUUAAAGCAGAGAGGGUCAAGUCUCAGUAGGGAACGUAGCCAAUCCCCGCGCCCACGACUCUCAUUUUGCGCAGACAGCGAUGCGAACAUUAGUGUGACGAAUACCAGUUGCGAUGCGAACGACUUAUCGGUGGCUGGUCCGCGGCGAAUUGUGAAUAUCACGCCGGACACGGAAGAAAGUUAUCCGUGUGCUGUUCUGCGCCGAAGGAAUCUACGACCGAAAACCAAUCCUCGUUCGAAAAGCUUAGUUUGUGAUGUCAAUGACGAGUUACUUUGUAUACUUAACAAUAGGAGAUUAAAAGUGGAAGAAAAUUGUGUAAAUGGACAUUGUGAGCCCUGGGAACUAAAUAACCGCGGUGAAGCUAUUGGUGAUGAUAGUAAACCAAAAGAAUUUCCAUCUAUUGCCGCACGAAUAAAAAGCAUGGAACAGGCUUUAACAGGAGACAGCCUGUCAAAAAAUCAGCCUUCAACAUCACGAUGUAAACCUCGUGAUAAGGAACGUUUCAAGACACAGCCGAUCACUAUAGAUGAAAUGAGAUCUGCAGCUUCCAGUUUGGAUCCGGGCCAACCGAGUUUCCAAGCGUUCGGCAUCGCGGCCUGUAGUUUUCCGAGUCGACCCGUCGAGUCCGGUGUUGCUCCUCCAAUUGGGGCCUCACCAGGAUAUCUGGAAAGUGAUCCGUUCGUAGAUUUCGUGAAUUGCUUGGAUUCGCCACCCUUCGGAACAAGUUCCUUCAGUGUCAAAUCUCCGGUUAUUAACGGUCUGUCCGAAACAACAUCUGGUGCCAAGGAUAACGAUAGCUACGGCGAGGCAACAUUUCUGGACUUUGAAAACGUCGUUCCCAGUGUUGAAAGGAAACAAUCUACCUUGGAUGAGAUUGAGCAAGAAGUGAACAAAGUACGUGUAGCCUUGGAUGAAGACAGUCGAGCUCUCGAUGAAGACGAGAAGCAUCAAGCUGAAGCUGAAAAUUGGAGCUUAAAUGUGUCUUAUGAUAGUGGAGUAUAUAAUCGGGCAUCUUCGAGGGACUCUGGACCGCAUUCUGGUAAGUUAUCGCAUUCUAAAAAGGUUUUACAUCAGUGUUAA